CACUUUCAAAGUUAUCAUUUUAGUGUCUUUUAUUCAGAGAGCAAAAAAAGGGGUCCUAAAAUGGCAAAUGUAGGCCCUUUGGAACAAGCCUCAACUUCUAGAAAUAUAACCACGCUCUACCAAGCAAUUCAACAAGAUUCAAGCAUUUUGGAAGGAAUUGAUGCAAUGUUGGAACAAGCUGCAAUUUCUGGAAAUAAACUCCACCCAGCAAUUAAGCAUAAUCCAAGCAUUCUGGGGGAAAUCAAUGCAAUGCUAGAACAAGCUGCAACUUUUAAAAAUAUAAACAUGCUCUACCUAGCAAUUCAACAGAAUCCAAACAUUUUGGAGAAAAUCAAUGCAAUGCUGCAACAAGAUACAACUUCAAGAAAUAUAAACAUGCUCUACCCAGCAAUUCAACAGAAUUCAAGCAUUCUGGAGCAAGUCAACACAAUGCUGGAACAUGUUGCAACUUAUAGAAACAUAAACUUGCUCUACCAAGCAAUUCAACAGGAUCCAAGCAUUUUGCAUGUAGUCGAUGCAAUGUAUGAACUGGCUACAACUUCUGAAAACAUAAAUAUGUUUUACCAAGCAAUUCAACAGAAUCCAAACAUUCUGGAGGUAGUCAAUGCAAUGAGGGAGAUUGUAACUUUUGGAAAUAUAAGCGUGCUCUCCCGAGCAAUUGAACAGAAUCCAAGCAUUCAGGAGGAAGUCAAUGUAAUGUUGAAAAAAGCUGUAACUUCAACAAAUAUGAACAUGCUCUACCGAGCAAUUCAGCAGAAUCCAAGCAUUCUGGAGGAAGUCAAUGCAAUGCUGGAACAAGCUGCAACUUGUAAAGAUAUAAACAUGUUCUACCGAACAAUUCAACAGAAUCCAAGCAUUCUGCAAGUAGUCAAUGCAAUGCUGGUACGAGCUGCAAGUUUCGGAAAUAUAAACAUGUUCUACCGAGCAAUUCAACAGAAUCCAAACAUUCUGGAGGAAGUGGAUGCAAUUCCAUUUGUGAACACUCCCUUGCAUAUUGCUGCUUCUGCCGGGCACAUGGAGUUUGCCAUCGAGAUUAUGGGAAUGAAACCUUCAUUUGGUUUCAAGCUGAAUCCGCAAGGAUUGAGCCCCAUUCACGUUGCUUUGCAUAACAAUCAUUACAGUCUGGUUGAUCGCCUUGUAGAAAUUAAUAAAGACCUUGUCAGAGUCGAAGGGAAGGAACGCCUCACUCCUUUGCAUCUUCUGUGCCAAUCUGGUUCUGAGGGAAGCAUCAGGCUUCUAACUGAUUUCCUCGAUAUAUGCCCGGAUUCUAUCAAGGAUGUGAAUGUAAGAAAGGAAACUGCACUCCACAUUGCCGUAAGGUGUGGAAACGUGAGUGCCCUUCAAGAAAUAGUUGACUGGCUCAAACAAAACACCUUCAAAGGUGCAGACGAUUUAGAACGCUCCAUCCUGAACAGGACGACUGUAGACGGCAACAACAUUUUGCACCUUGCAACAAUCUGCGGUAAUACACAGGCUGUUAUGUUAUUGAUUGGAACUAAAAGGAUGGAGAAAAAUGCCAAGAAUUCUUGGAACCAAACAGCAUUAGACCUAGCUCAUUCUUAUCCAGAGAUUGAAAGAAUACUAGAGGGAGCUAAAGCAAAACGUGGGGCAGCAACUAAUCAUGGCCGUCAUCCCAAGUUAAGGAAUCCAGGACUAGUAGUUAUUCGUCGCAUUAGAAAUAACGUGUCUUCACAACAACGUGAGGCAUACCUGGUAGUUACUGCUCUUAUUAUAACCAGCGUCUAUCAGACAGCACUGAGUCCACCAGGUGGUCAGCCUGACAAUAAUCUCAACUCUACUACUUCAUCAUUUUCUCUCAAUUCUACAAACACCGCUACUGUGCCAAGGAAUGCCGGGGAAGUAAGAAUGGAAGACUUUCAUUUCAUUUUUAUACCAGUAAUCAACACUGGGAUCCUUCACUUUGCAAAUAUAAUGAUCUUUAUUGUAAUGCCAGAUGGCAUCAUCGGCAAAUUUCUUGGCAUCCUGUUGAUGUUUCUUGUCUUAAGUUAUGUCGAGUCUAUUGGAUUGAUAUUGCCCACGGAAUUCACUAGUCCCUUUUUAUUUAUCUUCCUGUUUUUACUGUACUUUCUUAGUAUGAUAGGGGUAUCCAUACUUAUCACUAACAAAGAAAAGAGAGUUGAAUCUUGA
Arachis stenosperma is the source of this 2148-nucleotide messenger RNA. RefSeq names its product ankyrin repeat-containing protein BDA1-like. NCBI's taxonomy places the organism in Eukaryota, Viridiplantae, Streptophyta, Magnoliopsida, Fabales, Fabaceae. The record is from RefSeq and is a predicted model, not a curated record. The transcript is spliced from 2 exons. Gene Ontology annotation, molecular function: protein binding. Bases 61 to 2148 code for a protein of 695 amino acids.